AACAAGAUGCUCAUUGUACAGAUGGUGCCACUGAAAAGCAGCCUCAUGCUAAAAACCUUCAGGAGAAAGAAACCAAAUUAGAUGUGACUGCACAAAAUGACAGUAAUUGUGGCAUUUAUCAUGUUUUGACAGGUAAUAAUAGUAAAGAUUUUCAAGUUAUACCUGACGCAGGGAAUUAUAGCUAUCACAUGCAAAAACAUAAUUUAGUUCUAGCCGUUACCUCUAUAGCAGAUUGGGAUGAGCCAGAUGAUACUGACAUAAAGGAGCCAUACAAAAGUACUUUAGGGGACAUCAUAAGCCAAGAAAAAAGGAAGUGUAGAGCAAUGGCGGAAGAAACUGCCCCACAGUCAGAAAAUGUCAUGGAGAUCCUACCAUCCGAUUCUCAACAAAGAAUACCAGGGAAGAAAUCUAGCAUUGUUGAUGAUCUUUGUGCAAUUGAGAAAGGAAUGGGAAUGGAUAUUACAAGCUGUACACCUGAUUUUGGAAAUGCAGUAGCUACUAUAAAUGAGCAUGGAAGUCCAGGUAAUGACAGUCAGGGUGCUAGCAAAAUGGUAGGCAUUGUUUGUUCUCAAGAGAGGAAUCAAGAAGAUGUCAACAAAGAGUGUAGCAUGAAAUGCUCGGGGGCAGAAUUCUCUAGGGCUAGAAAUCGAAUGCCUACUGAUUCCGUGCAGACUAAAGUUGAGAAGGACAUGGGUGAACAAGCACCUGAACUGAGGCAGGAUCAGUACCAAAGGGUGGAAGAAAAAAAGAAGAUCCACAUUGUCCAAUAUGAGAGAGACACAGGACAAACAGAAAUAUCUGUUUCUCAUGACUUUGAGGAAGCUGAAGUGGAGCCUUACAUGCGAGCUCUAGUGGAUCCUGAAGAACAGAUACAUUCUUGGCUUCAUAGCACUGAUCUACAACAGAAAGAGCACCAAAAAAUGAAAGGAGAGCACCAGAUCCAAAUCACCCCUUGUGAAAGGGAUACCAGGAAAUGUCAAAAGUUCCUUGAGUGUGACCUAGAGGAAGUGGAAGUUGAGCCUUAUAUGAGGGUGCUCAUGAUGAAUACAGAAGAAAUUCAUUCUUGGCAUGAAAGCAUAGACUAUGUGUACCCUUACAGUGAACAAACUGGGUCGUCUACAGGAGAAUGUGUAGGGACAUCUACAAGCCACAAGCAUGCUGGAACAUUCACAACUGAUGAGAGUAAAAAUCUAAAUACAUCAGGGGACAUGAUAGAGGCCUCAGUCAAUAUCAUGCCUUCUGAGAACAGAUCUUAUUCUCAGGACAAGCUCCCACAGGGCAGACAUCUGCCACACCCUUUAGCAGAAACUCCAGAAGCUCCAUGUGCACUAAAAGAAGAGAGGGCAACAUUGCAAGAGACAUCCAAACUCUGCAAGGCAACCUCGGCUCACAGUAGUCUCGAGGAAGUGAAACAUAAGCAAGAAACUAUAAAGAAGAUGAUAUCAAAGGUGCAAAUCAAGAAGCCGCGUCUUGAAGCAAAAGAAAAUGCUUGCAACAGCACCAGUGGUCUUAAAAGAGUCUCGAAAGUGGAGCUAAGUCAGAAAGAAGAUAAGAGAGAACAAUGGAAACUGCCUUCAAAAAAGGACAGCAAAGCCCCCAAAUUGCUGAAGAAAAUCCAAGCAGAAUUAUUCCCUGAUUUCUCUGGAAAUAUCAAAUUAUGCUGUCAGUUUGUUGAAAUUCAUGAAGAUGCCACUAUUACAUGGAUGAAAGACUCUCAGCUUCUUGCUCGAGUGCACAGAAGGGCAGGAGAUGAGUUUCCUGUAUCCUUGGCAAUAGUUCAAGCUGGUAAGAAAGAUCAAGGACUGUAUUGCUGCUGCUUGAAGAAUACGUAUGGAAAGGCCACUACGGAUUUCAAACUGACCUCAGAAGUCUUGGAACAUCUUUCAAGUUUUCAAGAUGUUGAAGGCUUGGAAGAAAUUGAAUUCUCAGAGCUUAUGUUCAGAGAAGACUUCAUCUGUGAUAGUUACUUCAGUAACAGCCUGCAUGGGAGAAUCACAACAGAAGAGUUACAUUUUGGGGAAGGCGUACACCGGAAGGCUUUCCGAAGCAUAGUCAUGCAGGGCUUGGUGCCAGUGUUCAGCCCUGGACACCCAUGUGUUCUGAAGGUGCACAAUGCCAUUGCCUAUGGGACCAAGAACAAUGAUGAACUCGUUAAAAAGAAUUACAAACUGGCAUUGCAGGAAUGCUAUGUUCAGAACACGGCGAGAGAGUAUGCCAAGAUAUAUGCUGCUGAAACCAAACAAUUAGAAGGCUUCGGAGAGGUGCCUGAAAUCAUUCCUAUUUUCCUGAUCCAUCGGCCCAAGAGUAACAUCCCUUAUGCAACUGUGGAAGAGGAGCUGAUUGGAGAAUUUGUGAAAUACUCUAUCCGGGACGGAAAAGAAAUCAACUUCAUGAGGAGAGACUCAGAGGCAGGCCAGAAGUGUUGCACCUUUCAGCACUGGGUAUACGAAAGAACCAGUGGCAGCUUGCUCAUCACAGAUAUGCAAGGUGUAGGAAUGAAAUUAACUGACGUUGGCAUAGCAACACUGGCCAAAGGGUACAAAGGAUUCAAAGGCAACUGCUCCAUCUCCUUUAUUGAUCAAUUCAAGGCCCUCCACCAGUGUAAUAAAUACUGUGAGAUGCUGGGACUGAAACCCCUUCAAACCAGCUAUCAGAAACAGAGGAAGCCAGCAGUGCCCAAAUCCAAGACACAACAGCCAAGUUCAAGUACUGUAAAGAAAACGGCCGCCUGUGCACAGGCUGCAAAGAAAACAUAGGAAAUGUCUUACCUUCGGAAAAAAGGAGGAAACAAUCCCAUCGCCCUCACUUUUGCAAUAGGGCCUUUAUAGAAAUAUGCCCUGUGUCUUCUAACAUCGAGCACUCCAGUGAAUCCUCCAAGCAUUCAACAUUAUAUGAGUAGCCGUAAUGAUCAUAAACAAAGUUGUAGAGUGGAUAGAUUAGUAGGUCCCAACUAGACUGUCUUGAAAAAAAAAGAGAGCAUCCCAACGCCAAGCAGGGUUACCAAAGUCAUGUUUGUGGGGAUAUAUAAGUGGCUGGGGAUGAGACACAGUGUCUCUUUGGGAGAUGAACGUGUAGCCUUUGAGGAAAUCACAUUGAGUUGGUUUCUUCUGCAUAAUUCAGCUGCUGGAUAUAUAUAUAUGUGUGUACAUAGAACAUUUCAAGCCAAGUGAGCUGGAAAGUAGACAUCCCACAUCGUCCUUGCGGAAGGUUAUGUGUGAAUCUACUUCAUGUACAUCUUUACUCAAGAGGAAAAGAUGACUGCUGCUCCUUCUACAAGUUCCUGACUGUUCACUUCUCCAAUUGGCCCACGAGAGAACAGAUUGGACAAGUGGAUGAGGGACUCAUCUGAAACUGAAAUUGCUGUGGACCUUAGAUCAGCAUUUAGUUGAGUUUUGCACUGAUAUCCAAUGUGGUCAGUUAUUGUCAAAGACACAGUAGAGUAUAGAACAGUGGGAUUCACCAGAUGGCCUGGGGGCUGUGUGAGUUGCUUGUGACUCUCCCCUCAUUGUCUCAACCUUAGAAUUCCUCCACCCCCUCUUGUGGAAACAGAAAGUUUGGCUUAGACCUGUACACAUAGCUCUUCUCAGACAAUACACUGGCUGUCUGUGCACAGCUCUUUGUUCCUGCCCUUUCCCCACUUCAGGUCUGUGUUUUGCUGAGUCACCCCGACAACUCAUCCUCCACAUGCAGUAUCCGCAAGUGUUUACUUUUGGUUGUGAGGUUGCAGGAAAGCCUCCAAACAGGUUUUUUUUUUUUUAAAAAAAAAAGCAGUUUUGGAGGGAAGGUCGGGCACCAUCAUCAUCAUCGACUAAAAGCACCUGUCCCCCUUUUAUUUAUUUAUUUUUUUUACUUUGCAUAUGUGCAAGUGCAUGCAGCUAUUGCAAGCAGGCUUCUGCAGCAGAAUAGAAAUGUGAAGAAGGAAGGGAAAGAGCUUUGGGGGGAGAACUGGGCAAAGACUGAGAGGAGUAGGAGGUUUCUUCAGAAACACUUCAAAAUUCAUACGGCAGAAAAUGCCCCCCCCCCCCCCAAAGGCAACAAAAGGAAACAUCGGAGUCAGUGUGGUCCCGGUAAAGACACAGGAAACCCAGUGAGCAAAACAAUAUGCACAUGGUUGGCAACCGAUAACGUGUGCAUGCUUGGGGAAAAGCUGCCACAGUUCCAAGGGUGAACCGUAUCUCUAAUGAUGUGUGGGAACUGCCACUGUCUCAUCUAUAGCUAGUAAGAGAGAAAAAUAGGCACAGUGAUCGGGGGUACCCCUUGGUGGUGGCUUCAAGGAUGAGUUCAGUAUGGAUUAUGUACUUGCAGGAAGAGUUGGGGUUACCUCUUGUGAUGCUCCCCCCAGCCCAGUCUACUGCAUGUCUGUCUGGCAUCAUGUGAGGCCAGCCAUGAAAUCCCCAGGCCUAAGAAUAGGGAGAGAAGGGGCCUGCGCCACUUGUUUCCUCCCGCUCCCCUGGACUUCUGUUCUCACAACCAUGGAACAGCGCCCCAUGCUUCCUCCCUGGUCAGUUGUGCAAGCUGCUUUUUGUGGACUGAAUUUGGUCCUGCUUCUUUCCAGCCUUUUCCAAUUUCCUGCCCUUUCCUAUGGCCUGGCUUACCGGCAAAGGGAAGAGCACCCUCCUUCACUAAUGAUCCCCCCCUUUGAUCUCCAACUGGCUAUCCUAGGAGGCCUGCUGGAUAAAGCCUCCCCAUCAGCUGGCCGGGGCCUACCUCCUGCUUGGCCCACCCUUUCCCUGAGACAGCUGACAUCACCAGCUCCACCGUCUUGCUGCCUGCCUGCUCCUUCCGGCAGUGUGGUGCCACUGUGGCUGCUGCCAUUCUCCCCUCUGCCAGGCUGACCUUCUGGGGUUCCUGCCAUGCCUUGGUCUGCCAGCUGCUGUCCCACCAGGCGGGGCUCCCAGGGCUGGGGCUAGUAUGGUGAGGAGUCCACACAUGGGCGUGUCUCUGGACACCUCUUUUGGACAGAUCGUCUUGUGUGUGGAUCUUUGCAGGCAUAUGAGGAUAUUAGCAAUUUGACAACAUUUUUUAAAAAACCCACUGAUCAAGAACCCUUAUUUCUUUUCACUUCCAGCCCUGUUAGACAUUUCCUACAUUUCAGUUGCCCCCUAACAGUUUCCAGGUCAAUAACACUGUAAUUGUUUUCUAUCUUAAUUAUUUGCACAAU
Messenger RNA from Eublepharis macularius, 5161 nucleotides. It is a transcript of the gene ALPK2, whose product is annotated as alpha kinase 2. The record is from RefSeq and is a predicted model, not a curated record. Gene Ontology annotation, molecular function: ATP binding; protein serine/threonine kinase activity. NCBI's taxonomy places the organism in Eukaryota, Metazoa, Chordata, Lepidosauria, Squamata, Eublepharidae. The transcript has 9 exons. Gene Ontology annotation, biological process: protein phosphorylation. Bases 189 to 2756 code for a protein of 855 amino acids.